Messenger RNA from Rhopalosiphum padi (bird cherry-oat aphid), 1733 nucleotides. Its product is annotated as actin-like protein 6B. The record is from RefSeq and is a predicted model, not a curated record. The coding region runs from base 1193 to 1519 and encodes 108 amino acids. Gene Ontology annotation, biological process: regulation of transcription by RNA polymerase II; nervous system development. Lineage: Eukaryota; Metazoa; Arthropoda; Insecta; Hemiptera; Aphididae. The transcript has 3 exons. Gene Ontology annotation, molecular function: chromatin binding. Gene Ontology annotation, cellular component: SWI/SNF complex; NuA4 histone acetyltransferase complex.
CGGCUCAGUUGCGUGCGCAAAAGUGGGCAAGGUUAUUCUGAAUACAACGUAAUUAAUUUUAUGGUGUUUUUUUCGUUUUAAAUAAUUGUAAUGAAAUAUUGUGCAAUAUUGGCAAGACUGGAUGGCGGUUUUGAGUCGUAUGUUAGAACAUGGUGCUAAACUAGGCAAUCGAAUCAACGCAAACAUCAAAUAUUUGAAUAUUUCAUAUUUUCAUCGACAAUCGACAUUAACUCGUUGUGUGUCCCUUGAAAAGGUACUUUACAACAAUACCUAUAAAUACCUUCAACCUCUGAAUUUUAAACAACUUUUAUUUUUUUAUCAAAUAUACUCUUAUUAGGUAUGGUAGUUGUAAGUUAUAUAAAAGAAGUGUGAGUUGCUCCGCUGUCUAUCACAAUAUCAGUAGAGCGGCCAUAAACAUUCGUAGCUAAUACAGCAUUUUUGCCCAGAAAAGUAACUGGCACAUUAUACUUUUCAAACACUAAUUCGACCAACUUUUCUCUUUUAGAUCUAAUGUUUAAUGAAGACUCAGUAAAUAAUACUGGAUGAUAUUGUGAUUCUGUUUGUAAGCACUUUGAGUAAGAGUAAUCCAAUAUUUUCUCAAACAAAUCCCAAUCGUCGAUCAUACCAUCCUUCAUAUAGCUUACAGCUUCCAUACCUAAUAAGAGCAUAUAUUUGAUAAAGAAAUAAAAUAUGUUUAUAAUUCAUUAGCUGAAGGUAUUAAUUAUAGGUAUUAUUAUAAAGUACCCUUCUAAGGGUCACACAUUGAGUUAAUGACAGAAAUGGUUAUGCCUAAGAAGAUACACCAAAAGCAGCAAUACCAGCAGUGGCCAGUAGUUGGUGUCUCGAGCGAUGGUACAGCAGAAACUAGUAUGUUAGAACCUGAUACAAAAUCAGGCAAUCUCAUCAACGAAAACACCAAACAUUUCAUCGACAUUAACUCAUUGUGUGUCCCUCAUAAAGGUCACUCCCUGAAGUAACAACUUCUUGGCAUAAUUAUAUGUUUAAAGUAGUUAUUCAAGACUUGAAGCAUUCUAUACUGUAAGUAUCUGAAGGUCCAUAUGAUGAGAGAAUAAUAUCAGCUCUUCCGACUUCUCAUUUUGAGUUUCUUAAUGGCUAUAAUCAAGAAUUUGGCAAUGAAAGAUUCAAAAUACCAGAAGCUUUAUUUGAUCCGAGUGCUAGUAUUGGUGAUUCCAUGUUGGGUAUGAGUCAGAUUGUUACCACAAGUGUUGGAAUGUGUGAUGUGGAUGUAAGGCAAGCAUUAUACAACAAUGUUAUUGUCACGGGGGGAAAUUCAUUUUUACAAGGUUUCCCAGAAAGAUUAAACAGAGAUCUUUCUGCUCGUAUACCAGCUAGUAUGAGAUUAAAAUUGAUUGCACCUAAUGGAUCCACUGAAAGAAGAUUUGGUGCCUGGAUUGGUGGUUCAAUAUUAGCAUCAAUUGGAACUUUCCAACAAAUGUGGAUUAGUCAUCAAGAAUUUAAAGAAGGUGGUAAAAGUCAAAUUGAUCACAAGUGCCCAUAGUAGAUUAUUACUUAUUAUUUUAUAUAAUACAAUUUGUAUACAUUUACUUACUCUUCAUACAUACUGUAGUAUGUAUUUUAUAAUAAUAAUAAUAUUAAAUUAAUAUUAAUUUAAAUUAUAUUAUCAUCUUGGUAUAAGAGUAUGCAUGGUGAGUUAUUAGUGUUCAUAAUUAAUGUAAAUUUGUUAUUAAUAAUAUAAUAAUUAUUAUUUCUUA